AUGAAAAUACCGGUAUCGACUUGUCAGACUGGUAACCCUUGUGCUAUCCCAGUAUUUGUUGCCAUUUACUCAUCGGCAGCUCUCUCAAAGGUGGCAGAAGAGCUGACGUCUGGGUCACUUCAGUCUGGCAUCUCCGCACAGUCGAAUGCUUGGGCAUGGCUGAAAAGAUUGUAUGGCUCACACUCAGGCAACGGUUACGGUGGCAACACAUUCAUUUCAAAGGAGGCAGCUAAUGGAGUAUGGCUACUGGACUGCAAAAGCAAGGAAAGCUAUAUUUUGAGGAAAAUGCAACUUCUCGCGGCGAAAUCGACUUUAGUAACAACGAUCGACAUGUCCAUCGCAAGAUCACCGUCUACAACUUUGUCUGACUCCAACUUGACUCAAGUAUAUGAAUCAGUCUUCCUCUCCAUUCCAUCUGCUAAAAGUGCUCGUGAAUCCAGAAAAUGCUACAUUAACUACGUGCAUGUCGGCCCUUCGACCAGCGAUCGUAUCACGGCCACCUACGCCGUCCAGCGAUGGGCUGAACUACUCGAUGUUGAUUUUGCUGUCGAAGAUCAACAAGGUCCCAUAUCUGAUGUUGGAAGCACUUUGAAGAGCUGCAAGACCGAAGACAUUGGCAGUGACCACAUGGCGCACCCAGUUUGGGACACUGAAGUUGUCCAUCCAGUUCCAUUAAUGCUUCUUAUUGGCGCCAAGAGGACUAUCAGGAUCAUAGACUUUAUCAGCUACAUCGACAACCUUUCCUUGGAACUUCAAGCCGGCAACUGCCACGUGCAAAUUGAGGCACAUGACGACAUUCUCCCGAAUCGAAUUUGGGAAAUCUUCCACAUGCUCCCUGGAGCUGAACAGUCUGAAUUCUUCCGCAUUCCACGAAGCAAUCAUGAUCGUCCUCAACAACUUCCACCCUUUAAAACAUUGUUGGAGGAAGGAUCGACCAUGCCCGAACGUCCACGCAUCGCGGUGGUUAUCGAGUAUGACGAUUUCAUCGGCCACAUGGCCAGAGAUAACGGUCAUGUUAGCGACGAUUUGGGCGGAAGGUCCGGUUCAGCAUUGCCCUUGGAUGCCAGGCACAAGGCGAGUAAUUUACCUUUAGCACCCUUCAGCAGCAGAAGCCUCGCGGCCUUUGGCAACAGGAGAAAACUCAUUAGAAGGCGAAAAAUAAUGGCUUCUGUGAAAGAACUGCAAUUUCUUUUCCUAGCACCCAAUUCCAUCUUGCAGGAGCAUCAGAACAUAACUUUGCAUGUUGUGGUUACCAUACAAGAAGACGCGGAAUUGAAUCACAAAGACCUUGCUCGAUGA
Molecule: messenger RNA, 1299 nt
Organism: Tilletiaria anomala UBC 951
Lineage: Eukaryota; Fungi; Basidiomycota; Exobasidiomycetes; Georgefischeriales; Tilletiariaceae
Exons: 9
Coding region: 1-1299 (432 amino acids)
Source: RefSeq, a predicted model, not a curated record